Messenger RNA from Ceratotherium simum simum (southern white rhinoceros), 1985 nucleotides. It is a transcript of the gene PRLHR, whose product is annotated as prolactin releasing hormone receptor. Gene Ontology annotation, molecular function: neuropeptide binding; neuropeptide Y receptor activity. Lineage: Eukaryota; Metazoa; Chordata; Mammalia; Perissodactyla; Rhinocerotidae. The record is from RefSeq and is a predicted model, not a curated record. Gene Ontology annotation, cellular component: plasma membrane; neuron projection. Gene Ontology annotation, biological process: G protein-coupled receptor signaling pathway.
UGUUCAGCUCCCGCGGAGAAGGGAGAAGCCUGUACCGCCGUCGUGGGCGGAGGACAAGCAGGGGACCGCCGGGAUUCUGUCCUUCUCUCCCGGAAGCGCUUUCCUGCCCGCCAAGCCCCACUCACCAGGUGGCCAUGGCCUCACUGCCGACUCGGGGCCCCGGGUCCCCUGACUUAUUUUCAGAGCUGCAGCCGGCGGCCUCAGCUCGGGCCAACCAGAGCGCAGAGGCCUCGGCGGGUAACGGGUCGGCGGCUGGCCCGGGCGCUCAGGCCAUCACGCCAUUCCAGAGCCUGCAGCUGGUGCAUCAGCUGAAGGGGCUGAUCGUGCUGCUCUACAGCAUCGUGGUGGUCGUGGGGCUGGUGGGCAACUGCCUGCUGGUGCUGGUGAUCGCGCGCGUGCGCCGGCUGCACAACGUGACCAACUUCCUCAUCGGCAACCUGGCCUUGUCCGACGUGCUCAUGUGCACCGCCUGCGUGCCGCUCACGCUGGCCUACGCCUUCGAGCCUCGCGGCUGGGUGUUCGGCGGCGGCCUGUGCCACCUGGUCUUCUUCCUGCAGCCCGUCACCGUCUACGUGUCGGUGUUCACGCUCACCACCAUCGCUGUGGACCGCUACGUCGUGCUGGUGCACCCGCUGCGCCGGCGGAUCUCGCUGCGCCUCAGCGCCUACGCCGUGCUGGCCAUCUGGGCGCUGUCCGCAGUGCUGGCGCUGCCCGCCGCCGUGCACACCUACCAUGUGGAGCUCAAGCCGCACCGCGUGCGUCUCUGCGAGGAGUUCUGGGGGUCUCAGGAGCGCCAGCGCCAGCUCUACGCUUGGGGGCUGCUGCUAGUCACCUACCUACUCCCCCUGCUGGUCAUCCUCCUGUCUUAUGUCCGGGUGUCGGUGAAGCUCCGGAACCGCGUGGUGCCAGGCUGCGUGACCCAGAGCCAGGCCGAUUGUGACCGCGCGCGACGCCGCCGCACCUUCUGCCUGCUGGUGGUGGUCGUGGUGGUGUUCGCCGUCUGCUGGCUGCCGCUGCACAUCUUCAACCUGCUGCGGGACCUCGACCCGCGCGCCAUCGACCCCUAUGCCUUCGGGUUAGUGCAGCUGCUCUGCCACUGGCUCGCCAUGAGCUCGGCCUGCUACAACCCUUUCAUCUACGCCUGGCUGCACGACAGCUUCCGCGAGGAGCUGCGCAAGCUGUUGCUCACCUGGCCCCGGAAAAUUGCACCGCACCGCCAGAGCAUGACAGUCAGCGUGGUCAUCUGAUGCCAGGCUGUGCCGGGCCUUGGCUGGGGAGCUCCACGUCCACUGGUCUCCGAGGGCGUCCACCCGAGGCUGGACUGAAGAGCUUAAUCUCAGCGUCAGAUCUAAGCCAAUACCAGGCAAAACCUCCAGCCCAGCCAUCUUGCCCAGCUGUCUUGUCUUGUCCUUGUGUCUUUGUAAAACGCUAAGUGGGCUUUGGUGGGAGUCUUGUGCUUUGCUUGGAGGAGGCCAGGGAGAGGGAAGAGGAUUUAUUAUUUCCUCUUUGUGCCCUUGAAGGCCGAAAAAUCCCCUUUUCCAGGUUCAGAACAGUAUUUCAGAACCGUGGCUGUCUUCCUUGCUUUCCCUUCUGCUCAAUGGUGAGAGGAAGGAACAAUGGGAGUGGGAUUUAAAGUGACUGUGUUGGGGUUGGUAAAGCUUUUAAGGCUUCCUUUUAAAAAGGACUCAACUGUGUUAUAAUACAUGAUAUUGCUUAGUCAAUUUGAACCCAUUAUUUUCUAGGAUUCCAGGAAAACAUGUAUUACAAAUCUACAUCUAGGAUUUCAGCAUUUCCUAAAUAAGACCUUUAUACACCAAAAGGGUUUUAAUUUUAAAUUCACUUGAAUUUAUAGUACAAAAACACAAGCCACAUUUCAAAAGGUCCUGCUAUUGUUUUCCGCCCUCAUUACUCCCCAGCUCCUAUUUGAAAAUGAUGAGAUGAAUUAGUCAGUGAAAAUAUAAAUAAAUAAGGAUAAAGAGGAAAAG